CCGCUCCUAGAGUUCGAUUUAUCUGCACGCAACUGGUCGUCUCUGUUUUCCGGCUUGAACACGCUCCAUAGCAGUAAACCAACACACGUUACAUCCACAGACUGCAGGCUACAACCGAGUAAUACCCACAACCUACAGCCAUGGCAGACCCAAGAAUACGGCAAAUUAAGAUUAAAACUGGCAUCGUGAGGAGGCUGGCCAAAGAGAAGGUUUCGUACCAGACCGAGGCGAAGCAGCAGGAGGAGAAGGUGGAGCGUCUGAAAGCGGAGGCAGGAGACCCGUAUGUCAUCAAGAAGCAGAUCGAGGUUUUGCAGGAGUCCCACAUGAUGGUCCCAGACUGCCACCGACGUCUGACCGCAGCCCACGGGGAUCUGUUUCAGUUAUUAGAAACAGAAGAGGAUUUGAGCGAAUCAGAGGAGUACAAAGAGGCUCGAAACAUAUUGGACUCGGUGAAGCUUGAAGGAUGAUUUCUGAUCUGUUUCUGUUCUCACUGUGAGAUUCACUCGCUUCUUUAAUGUUCAUUCCUUUCGUCGGACCCGCUUGGAGACCGUUGAGGGCGAACUGAAUCCGCCCAGAGUCUCCGUUGUUGAUGUGAUUAUUUUCUACUGUUUAUCGCUAACGUGUGAUCACACUCGAUGAAACACUCGGUUUAUCACAGAGGAGGGUUUCUCUUUCUGUUCGUCACACUGAAACACAAUCUGGACUUUAAAAGACAUAAUUAAACACACACACGCAUGUUUGUCUUUUCUGCAAUUAUAACCACUGUGGGUCCACUGCUGGAUUGAUUUGAAGAGGGAAGGCUUUACACUGAAUGAUGUAAACAGGAAAAAGAAAACUGUAGUUAUCCAUGUUUACCGUAAUACCUUUCAGAAUGAUUCCUUUUUGUAUGUAAAGAGCCGCUUACGCCUGCAGGGCGUUUAUUGGCUCUAACCUUAGCUGACGAUGCAUCCCAGAAUACUGACCAAAGCUGCAAGUAGCGAAUAUUUUCAUUCUUUCGAUUAAUCGUUCUUGAAAUGUCAUGAACAACUUGUGUGUGCAAAACACAAAUAUAUUCAACUUACAGUGAAAGAAACAGAAAAUAAUCAUAUUUGAGGAACUUAAAACAAUGAAUGUUUCUUUUUUUUUUUUUUUUUGAUCAAUUGUCAAAAUUGUUGGAAUGUAAUUUUCUUCCGCUCUAUAACUGGUGAAUAAACUGAUGGUUUCAGCUCCUAA
Anarrhichthys ocellatus (wolf-eel) is the source of this 1212-nucleotide messenger RNA. RefSeq names its product tubulin cofactor a (gene tbca). The record is from RefSeq and is a predicted model, not a curated record. The coding region runs from base 141 to 467 and encodes 108 amino acids. Gene Ontology annotation, cellular component: cytosol; microtubule cytoskeleton. The transcript has 4 exons. Lineage: Eukaryota; Metazoa; Chordata; Actinopteri; Perciformes; Anarhichadidae. Gene Ontology annotation, molecular function: beta-tubulin binding. Gene Ontology annotation, biological process: tubulin complex assembly; post-chaperonin tubulin folding pathway.